Colletotrichum graminicola M1.001 is the source of this 2157-nucleotide messenger RNA. Its product is annotated as DFDF domain-containing protein. The record is from RefSeq and is a predicted model, not a curated record. Gene Ontology annotation, biological process: deadenylation-independent decapping of nuclear-transcribed mRNA; P-body assembly. Bases 1 to 2157 code for a protein of 718 amino acids. Gene Ontology annotation, molecular function: mRNA binding. The transcript is spliced from 3 exons. Lineage: Eukaryota; Fungi; Ascomycota; Sordariomycetes; Glomerellales; Glomerellaceae. Gene Ontology annotation, cellular component: P-body.
AUGGAGUUCAUCGGCUUGCAAAUGAUGGUGACGCUAAGGCAACCUCCCGGCACGAUGCUGAAGGGCACCGUGAGCGCCAUACAGGCUGGCAACAGCCUCACGCUCAGCAACGUCUUUACCCUUGGAACGAACCACUGGAUGCCCAGAGUCGUCAUUGAUGCUGCCAACAUCCUCGAACUGUCGGAAUUCAAGGAGGAGGCCGCGUCCAACACCUUUACUGCGCCAGGUCUUGGUCCCGUUCCCGCUCCCGUCAUCACCCAACCCGCGCAACCGGCCUUCACGGACCCUGCGAUCCUGAGUAUGGGGAAUCGCCCUGGCUCCGAUAUGAGAAGCGGAAGCGAGAAGCAGACUCUACCAGAAGUUAUACCUCAGACCACUGCUGCCGAAACCAAGGAUCCACGGCCUGGGCAGCCGGGGGUUCUCUCUGCUGUGCACCUCAUGGGGGGCUCUCGAGACGACGUAGUGAGUCUUAGCGAGACUUUGCAGGAAUUGGACGUGGAGGAGCAUACCCCUACAGCGAGGCAAUAUGCGGCGGAGAGCAGCGGAGUGCCGCAGGAUGCCCACGAGGUCCAGGGCCAGCCGCAAAAGAAGAAGAACCGGCGGCGAGAGAAGCAACGAGCUCCCCGGAAUAGCACGGCAGACGAAACCAUCCCAGAAAUCACUCCGAUGCGCGGCAACGCAGCAACCCGUGGGAAGGGAUGGAGACAAACGCCCAUGCUGCAGAGCUCGCCCUCGUUUCAGCCCUUCAACUCGUUGAAGCGCGGUAUUAAGGGGAAGAAGGACCUUCCUGAGAAUGGCUGGGCUUCUGAAGAUGUCACAGAAGAGAUGGCCGAGUUCGACUUUGAGAACAACCUGGCCAAGUUCGACAAGCGCACCAUCUUCGACCAGAUGCGUAAGGAAGAUCUGAUCGACGAGGCAGACCGCUUGGUCUCGCACAACCGCCGACCCAAGCCUGGAACUGCCGGAGGCAAAAACUUUCAUUACUCGGAGAAUGUGCUCGAGAUGCCGUCUGUGUCAUCAAACGCGCAUCAGGACUUCUGGAACAGCGAGGCUGACGAUGCCGCCAACGGAGUUGAUCGACUGAGCGGGCGUGAUGUCCGGAGUGCGCAGAGUAGCCGUAGGGCGGACAGCAAAUCAGGGGCGACUAGGAGAUCGCAGUCGCGGAAGGCAAGCGCGCAACUCAACAGCCAGCCCCUGAAUCGCGUCAACUCCAACCAUAUUACGCAGGCAGGCUUCUAUCUUGUGCCGUCAAACCGACGCCUUGAAACCGUUUCGGCUCUCCAGAUGCUCAACCUGGAGAACAUUGCGGCCAAUGAGAUUGGACUCACGGAAGACAUGAUGGCCGAGAACGCAGGCCGAGGUAUCGCUGAAGUUACAUUGCGGGCGCUUGAAGACCCCGCGAUACAGGUCCGGUUUGGCACUGGUGGUGCCAAUGCUCAGAACAACAGCUUGGCGGCGUCUGCUACAAUCGUCAUUCUCGCCGGCAACAACAAGUCCGGCAUAAGAGCCAUCUCAGCAGCCCGGCAUCUGCGGAACAAGGGCCUCAAUAUACUCGUGUGCGUUGUCGGCAUCGAGCGCGAGCGUGACCUGCUGGAAGACAUGCGACAACAAAUCAGAAUCUUCCGGAACUUUGGGGGCCGCGUGCACAAUAAGCUCGAAUUAUUCGAACAGCUCCGAAAGACAGCCUCAACCCCAGCGACAUCAGUGUCCCUCAUCAUAGAUGCUCUCCUGGGCUUGGCGAUUUCAUUUGAAGAGCUGCGGACCGGGGAUCAGGCUACCGUGUACGAAUUGAUAGAGUGGGCCAACCGUAACGAGGCCUUCGUUCUCGCAGUCGACGUGCCAACUGGUAUCGACCCGUCGACCGGCAAAGUCAGCAUCAUCGAUGGCGGUCGUCUCUACGUAAAGCCUCGUUACGUGGUGGCGAUGGGCGCCCCGAAGAAAGGACUGCUUGAAGCAAUGGCUCCUGUUUCGGACUCGGAUCCUACUGGCGCCGAGACCGCCGCUGCUGAGGAGGAAGACUGGAAGUUGUUUAUCGCCGACAUGGGUCUUGGCGCUACGGUGUGGAAGAAGGCCGGAACCAAGAUCAGAAGAGGUAUCGAUUUUGAUGAUAAAUGGGUUCUGCAGAUGCGAUACCAACCGCCGCACUCACAGGACUAA